Vicia villosa (hairy vetch) is the source of this 3499-nucleotide messenger RNA. Its product is annotated as beta-galactosidase 8-like. Gene Ontology annotation, cellular component: vacuole; cell wall. The record is from RefSeq and is a predicted model, not a curated record. Gene Ontology annotation, biological process: carbohydrate metabolic process. Bases 535 to 3048 code for a protein of 837 amino acids. The transcript is spliced from 17 exons. NCBI's taxonomy places the organism in Eukaryota, Viridiplantae, Streptophyta, Magnoliopsida, Fabales, Fabaceae. Gene Ontology annotation, molecular function: beta-galactosidase activity; carbohydrate binding.
AGAAUCAUAGGAAGAAGACACCACCAGAUCUGAGCAACACGACCGUCGACCAUGACACUGACCAUUUUUUUCAUUUGCAUUUUUUAGAUGUACUCACAAGCAUUUGUGUAACUAUAGUAUAUGUUUCAAUCAUAAUAAUACACUAUCAUUAUACAUAAUAAACUAUUUUUGUAUGAAUAUUCUUAUCUUUUUUCACAAAGCAGUUAGACAACAACCUCUUACACUUACAAGCAUGUGAUAGAAAAGACAACAUAAAGUGAACAAUAAUUCCAACUAGCCAGCCAUUCUUGUGCAAGAUAUUUUUUUGUACCAAGAAAGCAACUCCAUUUUUAGAAAUUUUUUUUUUUAUUUUUGUUUUUUUCUUGUGAACUGUAUUCCAAACCCAGGGUCAUUUUUAUUGCAUUAUUUACUUGAAGAUAAGUGUGUCUUAAAAACUAGAACUUGGGCCUUUGAAUACAAGAACAUAGGUGAAAUCAUUCUUCAUUAGCUUGUGUUGGUUUAUAGUUUGUUCCUAAACUAAACCACAAAAAGAUAAUGAGAUUGACACAGGUUGUGUUGGUUUUGCUUUGGUUUCUUGGUGUUUAUGUCCCUGCUUCUUUUUGUGCCAAUGUUACCUAUGAUCAUAGAGCAUUGGUUAUUGAUGGUAAACGAAGGGUCCUCAUUUCUGGUUCUAUUCAUUAUCCUCGUAGCACUCCACAGAUGUGGCCGGACCUUAUUCAGAAAUCCAAAGAUGGAGGAAUUGAUGUCAUUGAGACUUAUGUUUUCUGGAACUUACACGAACCCGUUCGAGGCCAGUAUAAUUUUGAAGGUAGGGGGGAUUUGGUUGGAUUUGUGAAGGCAGUAGCUGCAGCAGGUCUAUAUGUUCAUCUCCGGAUCGGUCCAUACGCGUGUGCGGAAUGGAAUUACGGCGGUUUCCCUCUUUGGUUGCAUUUUAUUCCGGGAAUUAAAUUCAGAACUGAUAAUGAACCAUUCAAGGCAGAAAUGAAGCGGUUUACUGCAAAGAUUGUGGACUUGAUGAAGCGAGAGAAUCUCUAUGCAUCACAAGGAGGACCAAUCAUUUUAUCUCAGAUUGAAAAUGAGUAUGGAAACGUUGAUAUACACUAUGGUCCUGCUGGUAAAUCUUACAUCAAUUGGGCAGCAUCAAUGGCUACAUCUCUUGAUACAGGUGUUCCCUGGGUUAUGUGCCAGCAAGUAAAUGCGCCUGAUCCAAUUAUUAACGCGUGCAAUGGAUUUUACUGUGAUCAAUUCACACCAAACUCUGACGAGAAACCGAAAACUUGGACUGAGAAUUAUAGUGGAUGGUUUUUUGCAUUUGGAGAGGCUGUGCCUUAUAGACCUGUGGAAGAUCUUGCAUUUGCUGUGGCACGCUUUUUUCAGCGUGGUGGAACUUUUCAGAAUUACUACAUGUACCAUGGAGGGACUAACUUUGGCCGGACAACUGGCGGACCGUUCGUUUCCACUAGUUAUGAUUAUGAUGCCCCCAUUGAUGAGUAUGGAAUUAUUAGACAGCCCAAAUGGGGCCAUCUUAAAGAUUUGCAUAAGGCCAUAAAGCUUUGUGAAGAAGCACUGAUAGCUACUGAUCCAACAAUUUCAUCUCCUGGUCCAAAUCUAGAGACUGCAGUUUACAAGACAGGAGAUGUAUGCGUCGCCUUCCUUGCCAACAUCGGUACGACCGAUUCAACUGUAACAUUUAACGGCAAUUCAUAUCAUUUGCCUGGAUGGUCUGUGAGCAUCUUACCAGAUUGCAGAAGUGUUAUUCUAAAUACUGCAAAGAUUAAUUCCGUGUCUAUGACUUCAAGCUUCGCAACUGAAUCUUUAAAAGAAGAGGUUGAUUCUUUGGACAGUUCAAGUUCGAGAUGGAGUUGGAUCAGCGAACCGGUCGGUAUUUCAAAGCCUGAUGCAUUCUCAAAAUAUGGACUACUUGAACAAAUAAACACGACAGCUGAUAGAAGUGACUACUUGUGGUACUCAUUAAGCAUUGUUGUUGAAGAUAAUGCUGGUGCUCAACCUGUUCUUCACAUUAAAUCCCUUGGUCACGCCCUUCAUGCUUUUAUAAAUGGAAAACUUGCAGGUAGUGGAACAGGAAACAAAGGAAAGGCCAAGGUGAAGGUGGACAUCCCUAUUACACUUGUAGCUGGAAAGAACACAAUUGAUCUCCUGAGUUUAACAGUGGGAUUACAGAACUAUGGAGCAUUUUAUGACAGAGUGGGUGCGGGGAUCACUGGUCCGGUAAUAUUGAAAGGUUUAAAAAAUGGCAGUACCGUUGAUCUCUCGUCCCAUCAGUGGACAUAUCAGGUGGGACUUCAGGGUGAAGAUUUAGGUCUGUCUAGUGGAAGUGUUGGACAGUGGAAUUCACAAUCCAACUUACCUACAAAUCAACCAUUAACUUGGUACAAGACGAAAUUUGUCGCCCCUUCCGGAAGUAACCCUGUUGCAAUUGACUUCACGGGGAUGGGAAAAGGCGAAGCUUGGGUGAACGGACAGAGCAUUGGGCGAUACUGGCCAACAUACAUCGCUUCAAAAUCUGGUUGUACUGACUCAUGCAAUUAUAGAGGAUCCUAUAAUUCAUCGAAAUGUCUCAAAAACUGUGGAAAGCCAUCACAGACAUUAUAUCAUGUACCGCGAUCGUGGUUGCAACCAGACAGCAACAUUCUUGUAUUAUUUGAGGAAAGUGGAGGCGACCCUAGAAAAAUAUCAUUUGGUACAAAACAGAUAGAAAGUGUGUGUUCACAUGUAUCUGAGUCUCACCCUCCACCUAUAGACAGGUGGUAUUCGGAUACGGAAAGAAAGAUUGGUCCUGUAAUGUCACUGGAGUGCCCUUAUCCUAAUCAGGUGAUCUCUUCUAUUAAGUUUGCAAGCUUUGGAACUCCUCAUGGAACAUGCGGAAACUUCAACCACGGACACUGCAGCAGCAAUAAGGCUCUAUCCAUUGUGCAGAAGGCCUGCAUUGGAUCAAGCAGUUGUAGUAUUGGAGUAUCAAUUGAUACAUUUGGAAAUCCAUGCAAUGGAGUAACCAAGAGUUUAGCUGUUGAAGCUACUUGUACAUAGACAUGUCGCUUCUCUAGCCCGAGUAAGAUGGAAUUAUAGUUGUAAAUUAGAUGGGAAUGUCAAUGCAAAACAGUCGUUACAAUAAAAGAAGAUCUGAUUUGAAAAGAAUGAAGUGAUCUCUAGUGCCUAUAUGUUAUGAUACUAUUUUUACUCUAGACUCAUGAGUUUGGUCUAACAAUUCAAGAAGCUAUUCUCAAUUCUCAUACAUGAGUGAAGGACUAAAAAUAUAUUUAAACUUUAUAUUUUUUUCAUCAAGAAAAUGAGAUCCGCUUUGGGCAAAUUGAAACUCCAUUUUUUGUGGCACUGCUAUAUUUUGUGGGCGUUAGUCUUCUUUGUCAACCCGUUUUUAUUUUUUAGACUCUCUAUUCGCAUUGUUUGUGAUAUUGGGUGUCUAGUUUGUCAACCCAUUUUUUCUUCUCUUUUUUACGUGUAAUUAUGUCAAAUCAAGUCA